Molecule: messenger RNA, 378 nt
Organism: Gregarina niphandrodes
Lineage: Eukaryota; Apicomplexa; Conoidasida; Eugregarinorida; Gregarinidae
Product: V-type proton ATPase subunit F
Exons: 2
Coding region: 1-378 (125 amino acids)
Biological process (GO): proton transmembrane transport
Cellular component (GO): proton-transporting V-type ATPase, V1 domain; membrane
Molecular function (GO): proton-transporting ATPase activity, rotational mechanism
Source: RefSeq, a predicted model, not a curated record
AUGGCCCCGCGCUCAGUCUUCGCCAAGGACCUCAAGAUCGGCGUCAUCGGUGACGAAGAUACCGUCGCCGGCUUCCUCCUCGCAGGCGUUGGUGAUCGCGACCGCGACGGGAACACCAACUUCAAAAUCUGCAACGCUAAAACGCCGGUGGCUGAGAUCGAGGAGAUCUUCCACGCGUUGACGGAGAGGCAAGACAUCGGCAUGAUUCUGAUAAACCAGAACGUGGCCGACCGGAUACGGCCGUUGAUGGACACGUACACGGAAGUGAUCCCGUCGAUUUUGGAGAUCCCAAGCAAAGAAUGCCCCUACGACCCCACCAAAGACUCCGUUAUGCAGCGCGUCAAGAUGUUCUUCGGUGGCACACUGCCCGAAAACUAA